This is a messenger RNA of Dermacentor andersoni, 1784 nucleotides long. Its product is annotated as probable ATP-dependent DNA helicase HFM1. The record is from RefSeq and is a predicted model, not a curated record. NCBI's taxonomy places the organism in Eukaryota, Metazoa, Arthropoda, Arachnida, Ixodida, Ixodidae.
GUAUUCAGCUCCUCAGUGACUCUGAGCGCCAACAGGGGCUGGAGUCACUUGUGGGCCGAGUUGCCUGGUCGAGAAUAUGCAGUGGACAUCAACGUUGAGCAAUUAUGGCUAUAUUUAUGAUUUUAAAGCAAGAUUCUUUCAAAUCAAAGUCAGCCAUGUACCAACUAGCAUCAGUAGUACUGCCAAAUGCCAUUUAGUACUGCGUGGCCAUUCUCCGGGAAGCUUUGUUCGCCCUCUAAUUAGGGGCGCGUCGAGCGUAUAGAAGCAGCAUCGUGCCUUCGGGGGUACACCUUUUUGAGCUUUCGGGGCCCGCGUUUGGAGAUUAACGGCGUCCUCGCAUUCUCAAAUUCCUACAUGCGUCGUCUCACAUCGCCCUCCAGCCUCCUGCAGGCCAUGCUCGGCUGCAUGGCCGUGGUGGACUCGUCGCUGGCUCAGGACAUCCCGCGCAUCGUGGUCGUGGCGCUGAGGCUCGCCAGAGCGCUGGUGUCGUUGCUGGUGCUCCGCAGUCCCGCGUGCGGCUUCUCGGCGCUGCUGCACGCGGUCACCCUGCAGAAGUGCCUGCAGGCCCGCCUGUGGGAGGACUCGCCGCACGUGGCCCGCCAACUCGAGCACAUCGGUCCGGCGCUGUCCAGCAGCCUGGUCCGCGCUGGUCUCACAAGCCUGGACAAGCUGGCCAAUGCGAAUCCCCGAGAACUGGAGCUGGUGGUGAACCGCCGGCCGCCGUUCGGAUCGCGCGUAGUGCUCGCAGCCAGGCGCAUACCGAAGUACGAGCUGGACGUCAAGCAGGAAUCGUGCCGAGGGGACCACGUGACGUUGUCUCUGCUGGUGCAACUGCGCCCUCUCGUGGAAGGCCGCACAGGCGAGAGCCCUUCGCUGGACCUUGCUGCCGCGCACCUGGUCAUCGGUGACGCCGACGACCGACUGCUGUUCUACCAGCGGAUACUGCCGCACCACAUGGCGGUUGGUUGGGCUCGGCGCAUAGCUCUGCGUCGGGCCGGCUCCGGGGACAGCCUCGCCAUCUGCCUGGUCAGCAGCAAGCAUGUGGGCGUGGACGUGAGGCGCAACUUCACCCCUCGCUACGCCAGUGACAACAUCACGCUCCGCUCUCCCUGGAUUAGGAAGGUCGAGGACGCUGUGGCCAGCAACUCCCUGCCAAAGCCGACCGUCAGCCGUCCGUCUCGCGUCGACAGCACUGGCAAGGCGAGGAAUGCGAGCGUCGUGCUGCCUUCGAGCGACACUGCGGGGCCACCGACAGCUGGAAACGAAGGCGGCGCACGCAGCCGUGGAGACCUCGAUCGGCGGCAGUGCACGCCACGCAGCACGUCUUGCAAGCAGACGGGCCACGCGGCGGACGAGCUGCAGUGCGACGACGCCGAGCCCUGCGGCGGGGAGAGCAGCGACACGUGGAACGCAACGGAGCCUGCGGAAACAGAAGAGAGAGCAGAAGACCUUGCUCUAGCCGGUGCAGGACAUCAUGACGGCGCCACAGACGCCACGUGCCCGGAGAGUGUCGCGGAGCAGCAUGCGGACACUGCCGACCAGUGGAAAAGCCAGGCGGACGAUCUGGAUGCCGUCGUCGCCGAGCUGGCUCACCGCUACUUCCCUCACCUGCUACCUUUGUGAAGAAGCGCCUCGUUGUGCACGGGCUGGCACGGAGCUCGUACUACCGCGAGCGCCGUUACCACCGCUGGCGGUUUCUCACACUGUGUAUAAACCGCAGUGUGGCAGUCGUGUGCUGCAGUUACUCAUGUUGAUACUUCAAUAAAUUUUUUUUCUGAUACUCA